CGGGCGUGCCAAGCUUGACGCAACGACCGCCUCACAAGCAUGUGACUUGCUCAUUUCCAAACGUUCCUUGACAUCCUAACAGUGCACUAUGGACUUGUCCCACGAAGCUAUGCUCAUGUAUGUGCGAUCGAUCAAGGCCUCGCCACCAGUGGCCGAUGCCGCAAUCGACCCCAAGAAGGGCAGGGUCAAGAAGUUUUUCAAGUCGCUGUCAUUUCGCAAGCCAAAGAACGCUGAAGACGACGACGACACGCGGUGGUCCGAUGUCUUUCGGUCGGAUGGCCGCAAGCGCGGCGACUCGUUCUUCCGGCGGCUGUCCUUCCUGCAGCCCCGCGACUCGGAGUCGCUGUCGACGUUUGAUCGACCGAGCUUUCUCGAUCACAUGGUGCGCGAAAAGGUAUCAGUGUCGCCAACUAGCACGGACGCUACCAGUAGCAGCAGCGAAACUUUGUCCGACUUAAGUCCCGCCCAUGCCGCUCGAAGGUCGCCCCCACUCCGUCGGAAUUCGGCGGCUGCGGCGGUCGAUUCCAACGCUCAACACACCAUGACCGUUCGCCGCAUUGGAAUUCCUGCGCAUCCUUCCCAGCUGCAAGUGCAACCUCGGCGACAUUCCGACCUCGCCUCGUACCAUGUGCCGACAUCACGACAAGCGGACAACCAGCUCGUAGCCGUUCAAGAAGAAGCCGAGUCCGCUUCGUCUAUGGACGAUGCCAAGGACGCGGCGCUGCUGGGAGAUGUGACAGUCAUCGCGGCUGAAGGCAGCACUCUCAUGGAAAUCGAAGACGUCAACGUCGUUGAGGAUAGCCAAGACAUCAUGGACAAACCUACGAUGGUGGAAGCCUUGAAUACCCUUGAGAUGACCAUCGAGGAUGUCGAUGUGAAGGACAACACUCAAGAAGAGACCAUGGCCACCACUCGUGAGGCUGCUGCUGUCGUCGGUCACGAGGCGGUAGCGAUGCCUUUGGCUGUGGUCCGGUUACCCGUGAUCAAGGUCAUUCGACCGCAACCGGCCCCAACACUGCUUUCAUACCAAGUUGACGACCACAACUCGGCUUGGUUUGACGAAACGUUUGCCAUGAUGCGAGCCACAAACUUUUAACGUUGUGGUAAUUCUACUAUUGUAUUUAUUCG
Messenger RNA from Aphanomyces astaci, 1128 nucleotides. RefSeq lists its product as hypothetical. The record is from RefSeq and is a predicted model, not a curated record. The transcript has a single exon. Lineage: Eukaryota; Oomycota; Saprolegniomycetes; Saprolegniales; Verrucalvaceae. Bases 89 to 1096 code for a protein of 335 amino acids.